Messenger RNA from Gymnodraco acuticeps, 592 nucleotides. Its product is annotated as caveolae-associated protein 4a-like. Gene Ontology annotation, biological process: regulation of gene expression. The transcript has a single exon. The record is from RefSeq and is a predicted model, not a curated record. Gene Ontology annotation, cellular component: cytoplasm; caveola. Bases 194 to 592 code for a protein of 132 amino acids. Lineage: Eukaryota; Metazoa; Chordata; Actinopteri; Perciformes; Bathydraconidae.
GGUGGAGUCUUUGGGCUCCAGUCGACGGAGGGAGGGUCUCCUUUCACCAACUUUCUUCUCUUUCUGAUCCUCCUUCUCUUACUCCGGACCCCUCGAUGCCUCGAAGCCUCUUCCUGCUCACAGCCUCCACACCUAGGUGGUCUUUCCAGGGUUUCCUUCCUUCCCCUUCCUCCCUGAUACAAAACACCAAACCAUGACCGAUAAGAGUGUCCCGUCCGGAGGGGAUGACGCCUCCAACAUCAUGGCGCUUCUGGAGCGAGUCGCCGGGCUCAUGGACAGCGUUCAAACCACGCAGAAACGCAUGGAGGAGCGUCAGCUGAACCUGGAGAGCACGGUGAAGAACAUCCAGACGGACGUGGUGAAGCUGACCAGCGACCACGCAAACACCAGCUCCACCGUGGACCGACUGCUGGAGAAAACACGGAAGGUCAGCCGUCACGUGAAGGACGUCCGCGUGAGGGUGGAGAACCAGAACGUGAGGGUGAAGAAGGUGGAGGCGACGCAGGGAGAUCUGCUCGCCAAGAACAAGUUCAAGGUGGUCAUCUACCAGGUAGGAAACGUCUCAGUCACACCUGCUGUGUUUCACCUGUAG